Hydractinia symbiolongicarpus is the source of this 2471-nucleotide messenger RNA. RefSeq names its product adhesion G-protein coupled receptor D1-like. Lineage: Eukaryota; Metazoa; Cnidaria; Hydrozoa; Anthoathecata; Hydractiniidae. The record is from RefSeq and is a predicted model, not a curated record. Gene Ontology annotation, molecular function: G protein-coupled receptor activity. Gene Ontology annotation, biological process: adenylate cyclase-activating G protein-coupled receptor signaling pathway; cell surface receptor signaling pathway. The transcript has 14 exons. The coding region runs from base 1072 to 2460 and encodes 462 amino acids. Gene Ontology annotation, cellular component: membrane.
UUUAUACCAAUUCCCGCUGAUCGGCACACGUUGUUUACAUAAAAAGAACUUUACACACUACUAUGACCCUCUGGAUUGACAUAGUCCGUUAUACAGGUAGACAAAUUACCAUCGUCACUUGACGUCUUUGACGUGGUAUGUAUCCACCCCUGAUAGAAAGCAGUAAAUUUAGCUAAUAUUGUUUAGUGAUCAAUGAAAGUUACUUAAUACUUAUUUAAACAACCAUUUAAAGCUCACCUUCUGCAAAAAUAAUAAUUUUAAUAAAAAAGGGUUUGGAAAGGUGUCUUAAGGCUACAAUACACGGCAAGUUUAAAUGGACUGUUUAAAUGUAAGAUAAAAAAAUUACCGUGUAAACAGGAAAGAUGCACAACUUUCUUCGGUUUUAUAAGUUUUUUUUAAAGGAUGGACAUGUUCAACUUUGGCUAAGUUUUUUCUGGUUGCACUGUAAUGUUUGCGGUGCGUCAAAGCGAGUCAAAUAAAACAGGUUGGAGACCAAAUAUUUUAUCCAGUCCAGAGAAAAUGGGUGCGCGUUUGUACAGUGCUUUAACAGAAUAUUCAACUGCCAAAAAUAGGGAUUGAAUUCAACCAAAUGCAACUUUAAAGAAGCUAGUACUCAAGUGAAUGUACGCAUCUUUGAUAAAAUUACUACGUAUGUACGCAAUUGUUUUAUCUGGGGUGUGUUUAAUGAAUCUGUGUUUGUUUUUUGCUGGAUAUAUAUUUAAAAAACGCUUGUAAAUGGAAAUUUUACCACUUCCAACUUCAAUUCUUAAAACUAGAUCAAAAGAAAGACUAUUUCGUUGAAUUAUUAAUAUAUAUAUAUAUUGGAAUAUAAAGUUAUAUUGGAAGGAUCGAAAGGGUUUUACGUCUUGCUUUUAACAAGUUUUAUUGCCCGCCAUUCAGUCAACUUCUUAUACUAAUUUCCGACCGAUCAAAAAGAUAUAUCUCAUUCAUAUUGUUUUUAUUUGCUAACAUAUGCAAUAUCAAUAACCAUUAAGUGUAAGUAUUUAUUCGUGAAAAAAGCUAAUAAUCAUUGCUGUUAAAAAAGUCUUCUUCAGAUAUUGAAGACUCCAAAUGCGCUGCUGCAAUUCACUGAUAACGGAAAGAACAAAAUUUAAAAAAGAUUUAUUUAAUGCAAUGUUGAAGUUAUAUAUUAACUGCGCUCUGCAUCUCUCUUUGGUUCUGCUCACAUAUUUACCAGGAAGCAACGAGCUUACCACAUCCUCUCCACCAACCAAUGUAUUAACAUUGACUAACUUUAGUGCACCAUACAAUUCAACAACCAAUGAAACAGUGUGUUCCUCCGGCUGUUUAAAUGGAACUCCAACACAACCUGCACCGAGUCAAAGAGAUUCGCGAGACAAGGAGAUUCUGCUGUUUCAACUUCGUUUGGAAUAUAUAAUGCGAUCUGUUUCUUACAUGUUUGUUUGUGUGUCAGUUAUUGUCCUGAUGACGCUAAGACUUCCAAAAUCGUUAAAGUUUUUCGUUCACAAGCAGCUACUGAUCGCCUAUUUAUUGAGUGACACAAUGGUACUCUUUAUACAUGAUGAUAUUCGGUACAGGAUUAUCAAAUAUAAGGGUAUGUGUAUCAGUAUGGUGAUAAUUUAUCAUUACCUUGCAACAAGUUUUUACGCCUGUAUGUUGGUCGAAGGACUGCACAUAUUUACGAUGCUUCGAUCAGUAUUCAACACAGCUUCAAAGUGGAGAAGCUAUAUACUGUACAGUAUGAUUGGUUGGGGUUUACCUCUUCUCACAACGAGCAUCACGGUGGCGGUGAAAUACACUGAAUAUGCUAAUACACCUAACUGCUAUUCUGUGCAAGACAAAUGGUUAUGGAAAGGACCUAUUGCAGUUAUGUUAGGAUUAAAUGUUUUCUUGUUUAUUUUGAUCAUAUCAAUCGUGGCCAAACAAGUUUUCAGAUCAAGAAAUAGAAAAGGUGGAAUCGACAAGGUUUUGAGCACAUUCCGUAGUAUGGUUAUAAUUAUGCCCCUGCUUGGAAUUACAUUUAUUUUGGGAUUUUUUAUCGAAGUCAAUCCACAUGUAAUGGGAUAUAUCUUUGUCAUUUCCAAUGGAACUCUGGGAUUUUGGUUUUUCGUGUUUCAUGUGGUAUUCGAUCAACAGGUACGCCAAGCAUUUUGUAAAGAAAUCUUAGGAAGAAAGGAGUUUGUCACGACAACAAAGACUUUCAACACACACACAAGUUUGCAGAGUUCGCCAAAGUUUAUGGAUCGAAGUAUUCGUAAAGUAUCCAACGAGAGUGGAGCAUCAGUAACUCCAAAACAUGGUGUUCACAGUAGCACAGUGCACCCAGCGCAACAUUUAAUGGCGGUUGUAAACCCAACAUUUGCUGUAGAGGAGAAAGUGGAUUCGACCACCAUUGACUCUUCUGAACCAUCGAAAGAUAUCGAUAUCGAGGAGCCACCCAAAGACGACACCGAUAUGCUUUAUUCUUAUACAAUAUAAAACUGAAUGAA